AUGCUACACUUCUCGAAAUCAAUCCUAUGGCUGAAGAUAUCAGCGGAGAUGGUACGAUACCUUUGCAAUUUGAUUUUUACCCUUCUGUAUGUUUUUGGAUUUCCUAUAGUUUACUGUAUGGAUUGCAAGUUGUUUGUGGAUGCAAAUGCGGAGUUUCGUCAAAAAGACUUAUUUGCAUUGAAAGAAGCAAAGCAGGCUGAUCCGCUUGAGGCUCGCGCUCAUGCUGUAAACAUCAAUUAUAUUCACUUAGAUGGGAAUAUUGGAUGUAUGGUGAAUGGUGCCGGAUUGGCCAUGGCUACUAUGGACAUUAUCAAACUUUAUGGUGGAGAACCUGCAAAUUUUCUCGAUGUUGGAGGUGGUGCCAGCACUGAACAAGUGAUGGAAGCAUUCAAAAUUAUUACGGAGGAUAAGAAAAAGGUAAAGUCGAGUUUUCUUGUGAUCUGA
Cylicostephanus goldi is the source of this 444-nucleotide messenger RNA. Lineage: Eukaryota; Metazoa; Nematoda; Chromadorea; Rhabditida; Strongylidae. The record is from the annotation of a GenBank genome assembly.